AUGUACCUAUACCUAAAUCAAGUGAAAAGAAAAAGAAGAAAAAGCGAUCUUUAGGGGAUGUUCAGAUGGAAGAGACAUUCUUCGUUGCCCCAUCAGAAAAACCACCAACGUUAAAUUGCAAAGACUGGCCUCUCCUUCUCAAAAACAUAGACAGUUUAAAUAUAAGGACAUCACACUACACUCCUUUGGCAUGCGGUAGCUCUCCUCUACAGAGAGAAAUAAGGGAGUAUAUGAAAUCUGGAUUUAUCAAUCUGGACAAGCCAUCUAACCCUUCAUCACAUGAAGUUGUUGCAUGGCUGAAAAGAAUGCUGCGGGUGGAGAAGACUGGACACAGUGGAACUUUGGAUCCUAAAGUGACAGGAUGCUUAACGGUCUGUAUUGAGCGUGCUACACGACUUGUGAAGUCUCAGCAAUCUGCCGGAAAGGAAUACGUCUGCAUUUUUAAACUUCACAAUUCAGUACCUGACCAGUCUCAUGUUCUGAAGGCCCUUGAACUACAGACAGGAGCUCUCUUCCAAAGACCACCCUUAAUAUCUGCUGUGAAAAGACAGUUGCGUGUCCGGACAAUAUAUGAAGUAAAACUCCUAGAAUAUGAUAAUGAAAAAAAUCUUGGCAUAUUUUGGGUUAGCUGUGAAGCUGGUACUUAUGUACGAACCAUGUGUGUGCAUUUGGGCUUGACCCUUGGUGUUGGGGGCCAAAUGGCAGAACUAAGAAGAGUACGAACUGGUAUCCAGCAUGAAACAGAAAACUUGUAUACUAUGCAUGAUGUGUUAGAUGCAAUGUGGGUGUAUGACAAUUUCAAUGAUGAAUCAUAUCUAAGAAGGGUAAUACAACCUUUGGAAGCUUUGCUGACUACCCACAAAAGAAUAGUAAUGAAAGACAGUGCAGUUAAUGCAAUUUGUUAUGGUGCAAAGAUUAUGCUGCCCGGAGUUCUCAGGUAUGAAGAUGGUAUUGAGCUUAAUCAAGAGAUCGUUGCCAUAACUGUCAAAGGUGAAGCUAUUGCACUGGCUAUCGCUCUGAUGACUACAUCCACCAUUGCAAGUUGUGAUCAUGGAAUUGUGGCCAAAAUUAAGAGAGUUGUCAUGGAGAAAGAUACAUAUCCUCGCAAAUGGGGUCUUGGACCUACGGCAACUCUAAAAAAGAAAAUGGUACAACAAGGACUGCUGGAUAAAUAUGGUAAUCCAAAUGAAAACACCCCUGCUGAUUGGGCCAUGAAACAGAAAGAAGUUAAAGUAGAACCUGCAUCUCCAAUGAUUUCACGGAUAAAAGAAGAAAACUCUGCCUCUCCACUUCAACAAGAAGUUACAAAAAAGAGAGCAGCAAGUGAAUCAUCUGAUAGCAGUGCAGAUGAAGCCGUUCCUGAAGCACCUAAGUCACCUGAAAAGAAAAAACACAAAGAAAAGAGGCACAAGCAUUCCUCUGAAGAUUCACAACAUUCAGAGAAGAAGAAGAAGAAGAAAAAGAAGAAGAGUUCAUCACUUGAAGAAUAAAAUUCCUACUUUUAUAAUCCCCUCCCUAUUUGUUUUUGUUUUUUUUUUUAAAUCAUGACUUACGAAGAUUCAGAGCUAUUGAAAUUCGUAAGAUGAAUCUUUCAUUGUUAUUCAUUCUUUUAUU
This is a messenger RNA of Uloborus diversus, 1614 nucleotides long. RefSeq names its product H/ACA ribonucleoprotein complex subunit DKC1-like (gene Nop60B). Gene Ontology annotation, biological process: mRNA pseudouridine synthesis; rRNA pseudouridine synthesis; box H/ACA sno(s)RNA 3'-end processing. Gene Ontology annotation, molecular function: RNA binding; pseudouridine synthase activity. The record is from RefSeq and is a predicted model, not a curated record. NCBI's taxonomy places the organism in Eukaryota, Metazoa, Arthropoda, Arachnida, Araneae, Uloboridae. Gene Ontology annotation, cellular component: box H/ACA snoRNP complex.